CUUAUCUCAUUUGUUUGUUUAUGUUUAUUCGAAAGUGAAAAGUGCGGUAGUUUUCGUGAUUGUAGUUCUGUUUAAUAUAUUAGUUUUUAGGUAGAAUGAUGCCUGAAAGAGAAACUCUUUAUUCUUUACCUGUGUAUCAGGUGCACCAAGACCCAUUUCUGUCAUAUACAGAAGAGCUUCACAAUUCAAGAAUUCCUCUAAUCAUUGACAAUGGAUCAUACCAGUGUAAAGCUGGAUGGGCAAUUGAAGACAAGCCAUCACUUGUAUUUAGAAAUCUUGUGGCCAAACAUCGUGGGAAAAAAGAGAGUGAAACUCAAGUUGGAAAUGAUAUCAAGAAUAUUGAAGUAGUUAGAUGGUUACUUAAAACACAGUUUGACAAGAAUGUUGUCACUCAGUUUGAUGUGCAGGAAACAGUUUUUGAUUACAUCUUUAAUCAUCUUGGAAUUAAUACACAAGGCUGUGUUGAUCAUCCAAUAGUGCUUACUGAGGCUGCAUGUAAUCCAAACUAUUCAAGACAAUUGAUGUCUGAGUUGUUGUUUGAAUGCUACAAUGUACCACAAGUGGCUUAUGGCAUUGAUUCCCUCUUCAGUUUUUAUUAUUAUAAUACCAAGCCAAAAGGUCUUUUUGGUCUUGUUGUAUCUUUAGGCUACAGUGCAUCUCACAUUCUGCCAGUUGUACGUUCAAGAUUCGAUGUUCGAAAUGCAAAACGAAUAAAUGUUGGUUCUCAGCAUAUGAUAAAUUUGCUUCAGCGCAUUCUUCAACUGAAAUAUCCUGCCCAUGCAUCUGUCAUAACUCCUAGUCGUGCUGAGUGUCUAAUGCAUGAACACAUGCAUUUUAGCCAGAGCUAUAUGGAGGACGUUCGAAAAUGGGAAGAUGAAAAUUAUUCAAAGAAAAACACACAUAUUGUUCAACUGCCAUAUGUCCCUUUACCAGGAUCAUCCUCCAGUAGUGCUAGUGGUAAGAUGGAAAAAUGCCACACAUUAUUGAAAAGAGUUCAAGCAAUUAGGCUGAAGCAGAGAGCAGAGAAGCUCUCUUUUGAUGAGGAACGUCUGCAGGAAUAUCUCUCUGUUCAAGAUCUGCUGGAAGAUGGUGAUAAUGAAGCAGUUUUAGCUUUACAAGAACUUGGUUAUACUUCUGCAACAGAACUUCAAGCAGGGAUAAAAAAAUUGAGCUGCAAUAUUAGAAAAAUCAAAAAUCAGAUUGCUUCACAACAAGAUGAACAGCAGGAUUCACCUUUAAAGAAUUGGUGUGAAGAACUGAAUUUAAAGAACUUUUCAGAUGCAGAUACCUGGAUAAAUGAUGUAAAACAAAAAAGAAAAGAAGUGGCUGAAGCUCGUCAGAAGUUAUCUUCAGACCGAUUAAAAAGCACACACAUUGGUGGAUUCAGCUCCACAACUGCAAAUGACUUAUUUGGAGGUGUAUUUGGUGAUCCUGUAGAAAUGCAAUCAUUUCAGGAAUAUACAAUGGAGCUUGAAGAAAAGAAAGAACAAAUUAAAAUUUUAGAUGAAAUCUUGGCUGAAUAUAACAAAGAGUUUUCUAAGUCAGAAGCAAAUUUUUCUUUCAAUUUAGCUGAAUAUUAUCAGUUGCAGCUGGGUAUUGAACAAAUAAGGGUUCCAGAGAUUAUAUUUCAGCCUACAAUGAUAGGAGUAGAACAAGCAGGUAUAGCAGAAACAAUAGAAAUGGUUCUUGCAAGAUAUACUCAGAAUGACCAGCAAAAGCUUUCUGAGAAUAUUUUUAUUACUGGAGGUUGUGCUAAUCUUCCUUAUAUCAAACAAAGAAUAGAAACUGAAUUACUAGCAAUGAGGCCAUUUCAGUCAAAAUUCAAUGUUCACUUAGCAGCAAAUCCAGUUAUUGAUGCUUGGAAAGGAGCUCGAAAGUGGGCCUUAAGUGAUGAUAAUUUAAGAAAGUUUUCUGUGACUCGCAGUGAAUAUGAAGAAAAAGGUGGGGACUAUAUUAAAGAUCAUUUAUGCUCGAAUCACUACAUCACAUUUCCUACUCCCACUCGCAAAGUUCAACCAGUUGUUCAGCCAGCUCCGUCUAAAUCAGAACCUGAAAUAACAUGACCUGUGAGAGUGCUUAAGCUGAAAUUUCUGAAAAGAAGGUCAUUAGCAUGUUUAUUUCCAAAAAUAGUGUGCUAUGUUCAGGAAGAACUGAAUAUAAAUUAGCAAAAAAAGAAAUGUUAAUAAUAAUUGCAGUCUAAAACUUCAUAUUACAACACUUCAAAAACAGUGUGUUAUUAAAAAAAGUAAAAAUUGUACUUUAUCAAACAAUCUUACAAAUACUUUGUAUUCUAGAAUAAUUUGUAGAAAUAUCUAAUCAUUGUCACGUGUUCUAUUCAAAUACUUUUAUAAAUCUAGAAUGUUGUAUAAAAGAAAUUAGGCAAACAAAACAAAAAAGAAACAGUU
Molecule: messenger RNA, 2405 nt
Organism: Stegodyphus dumicola
Lineage: Eukaryota; Metazoa; Arthropoda; Arachnida; Araneae; Eresidae
Gene: Arp5
Product: Actin-related protein 5
Source: RefSeq, a predicted model, not a curated record